CGUGAUUUCUGGUGUGAGUGUCUGUGGUCAAAAUGUCAAAUCAAAAAUCAUUGUUCACAAUUGUUCAUUUAAUUUCAUUGCUGUAUUGAAGAUUUUUUCCAUUUUGCUAUUUAUCUGGUACCUUUAUCAUCAGAUAAAACGUGGAUAAAUUUAGCAUCUAUAGAGUGUUUAACUGACACUUAACAUGCUUAUGGAGUUACCUGAUGAUAUCGAACAGGACGACAGCGGCAUGGAGUCUCUGACUGCGAGCAAAGACGAUACGCCAGAGCGUAGACCCGAGGAUAUGUUCAUCACACCCGUAGUUGGGUCAUCACCAAGUAGUGGUACUCCGCCUAUUUUAGCUCUCAAAGAAUUUGAUGAUGAGCCAGAUGAAACUCUAUCAGAAAGAUUAUGGGGAUUAACAGAAAUGUUUCCUGAAUGUGUCCGUAGUGGCACUUACACAGUCACCACUAAAACAUGGGGAGGCGUGAAAGGGUUGUACCAGCUGUCUCGCACUGUUGUGUGGAUAAUAGCAAGCUCGUCAGUAAUUUUGUUUGCACCUGUCAUAUUUGAGGUGGAGAGAGCACAGGUUGAAGAGAUGCAGAAGUCUCAACAAAAGCAGGUGCUGCUUGGAACAAACACUGCUAUGUCAGGCCCCACACCUGGCCUGCCUCCGAUGCCACGAUAACUAUAAUAAACCAAAUAACUUUUAUCUUAUAGAAACAACCCAUUUAUUGUGUAAUCUGAGUGAGCAUAUGAACUUCAAAUGUUAGCCUGAAUGCUUUAAUAUUAGUUUAGGUAAUAACAAUAACUAAUGUCUAUUGGCAUCUGAACUAAAAGAUUGUUUAUCUGCAUUUCCAAUUUAUAUUCCUAAAAAUUAUUUCUACAAUUCAUUUAUCAUUUUCAACUUUUACUCAUUUCUUUUUACAUAGGCAAAAUAUGCAAUUACUGAUUUAGUAGCAAAUUGUGUUUGACAAUGAAAUUGAACAUUGUAUUAGUUUAGAUGGCAAUUGGAUUAGUAUAAUAUUAUAUUAUUUGAAGAGUGUAGAUAUUGUUUUGUUUAUCAUCUCAUAGAAAAAUAAAAAUCAUUGAAAGUU
Molecule: messenger RNA, 1076 nt
Organism: Bicyclus anynana (squinting bush brown)
Lineage: Eukaryota; Metazoa; Arthropoda; Insecta; Lepidoptera; Nymphalidae
Gene: mge
Product: mitochondrial import receptor subunit TOM22 homolog
Exons: 5
Coding region: 185-667 (160 amino acids)
Biological process (GO): intracellular protein transport
Cellular component (GO): mitochondrial outer membrane
Source: RefSeq, a predicted model, not a curated record